UGUCCAGAGACAGGGGAUUGGUUGCUCUCAGAGGGGUGUGCAAUGUAUUACGUCAUUACAUGCGCAGUAGCAGCAAAGGAUACCGCUCUUCACCGGGACAUGUGGAUAUUAUAGCAUGGCUGAUACGGAUAAUCUUAUCACGUCUACACCGGGUGUGGUAGACAAGCCGGCCGUGUCCUUUAGCGCUGAGCUCCCACCUCGCCUGCUGCCCACCUUCUCGGAGGCCUGUAGGUGGGUGGACAGUCGUUAUUCAUGUCUGGUGGUAAACACACACCGGAGACACCUGCCCCUGUCCCCCCGGUACCUGAACAAGAAGAGGAGCGCCAUACAGGAGCAGCUCAACGAAGAGCUUCUGAGAUACAGCCCCCGAUUGGAAGGUGUUCCAGUUGCAUAUGAUAAUAUAAAAAUAGUUGGAGAGCUUGCAGAAAUACACGAUGAUGACGGAUAUAUUCACCUAAAUAUUCAAGUCGACUUUGUCAUCUUCCAGCCACAAUGUGGAGAGAAACUUGUGGGUGUUGUCAAUAAUGUGGCCCCAAGUCAUAUUGGCUGUGUGGUUCAUGGCUGCUUCAAUGCCUCUAUACCAAAGCCCUUUAAGAUGCCUAUUGAAGCGUGGCAGCAUGUCGGAGUGAAGGUUGGAGAUCACGUGGAGUUUGAAGUGUUCCGUUUAGAUUCGGAUGCUGUCGGUGUCUUCUGCAUCCGUGGAAAGAUGGACAAGACUAUGGAAACUGAUAUUUUAGAACGGUUCAAUGAGGCAACUAAGGAACAAACUGGUGAAGUUUCUUCUGACGAGGGAGCUGCAGAAGGUGGUGCUAACACUGAGCCGAAUGUUAUCCCUGAAGAUACGCCAAAGAAGAAAUCUAAGAAACGUGCCUUUCAGGAAACGCUUCUACAUAAUGUUCCUGGUACUCAAGAGGGUUCAGCUGAGAGCAACACAACUUUGGAGGAAAUCCCAAAGAAAAAAUCCAAAAAGAGAAAAUAUCAGGAACUAAAUUCUCAGACUCACACUGCUGAGGUUGAUGCCCCCAUGGAGCAUAUUUCUGCCGAGAAAAGCUUAUUGCUAUCAGUUGACAGUAUUUUUAAGAAUGAACGCAAAAAGAAAAAACGUCACGAUAUCCUGCCUAGUGUUGACAUUAAUAACAUAAAAGUUGAAGAAUGUGGUCUAUUGGGCCAUGACAUUGAAACUUUAGUUCCUUCUAGUGAAGAACAGCCUAGAAAGUCGAAGAAAAAGCAGCGCAUCGAUAAUCCCGAUCAAGGCCUCACUCAAGAUUUGAAGAAUGGAGUAAUGGAAGGGCUGACCUUUACAGAGAGUAGACUGUCAGAGGACUCCAGGGCUGAAGAUGUAACUAUUCUGAAAAAGAAACACAAGAAAAAACACAAACUAUCUUCUGUCAUUGAGGACUCAACUCUAGAAUCCACUAAUGGUGGAACAGACAUUGCAUCACAGGAAUCUCUGCUUGAUGACCUCACAACCCAACAAGAGACCCCGAAGCGGAAGAAGCACAAAAGGAAACAUCAUGAUAAUGUGUAGGCUGCAAGUGAUGAUGCUUACCUUGCUGUGGACAGAAUUUUUUUGCUUGCCGACAGCCAGGAGUUUGCAGAACCAAACGCCAAAAAGAAACGGAAAGAAUCAUUUUUUUCAGAUUUUUAGAAAUUAUGUAAAUUUUUUUAUCUGCUUAUUGAAUAUAUAUAAUAUAUAUUUUAAUGCUGACUGAAGGAUGUGUCAACGAAUUAAAAACAAUGCAUAUUCUUAUGAA
This is a messenger RNA of Rana temporaria (common frog), 1754 nucleotides long. RefSeq names its product RNA polymerase I subunit F (gene POLR1F). The transcript has 4 exons. Bases 116 to 1528 code for a protein of 470 amino acids. Lineage: Eukaryota; Metazoa; Chordata; Amphibia; Anura; Ranidae. The record is from RefSeq and is a predicted model, not a curated record. Gene Ontology annotation, biological process: DNA-templated transcription; DNA-templated transcription initiation. Gene Ontology annotation, cellular component: RNA polymerase I complex.